Chondrus crispus (carragheen) is the source of this 1064-nucleotide messenger RNA. RefSeq lists its product as hypothetical. Gene Ontology annotation, cellular component: extracellular matrix. Gene Ontology annotation, molecular function: cell adhesion molecule binding. The coding region runs from base 1 to 807 and encodes 268 amino acids. The transcript is spliced from 2 exons. Lineage: Eukaryota; Rhodophyta; Florideophyceae; Gigartinales; Gigartinaceae. Gene Ontology annotation, biological process: cell adhesion; extracellular matrix organization. The record is from RefSeq and is a predicted model, not a curated record.
AUGAAGGCGUUCGUACCUACUUCGGGGCUGGCCACCGUAUCUGGCUCGACCGUCGGCAGCCGUGAUAACCUCACCGCGUUGCGACCUACCGCCGCCACGCAGACCGUGCGUCGCUCGUCAGUGCGAAUGAGCACCAUCACCUACCCGUAUACAGGCAGCGGCUACGGCGCGGCUGGCGUGCCGUAUGGCGGUGAUCCCGUGGGCCAGUCUUUCAGAGAAUCCAAGACAGCCGACAUUGUCCAAACAGCCGCUUCCGUGCCUGUGUUUUCCACGCUGGUCAGUCUUCUUCGAGAGACCGGUCUCGAUUAUGAGCUUGCCAAAGGUGGUCCAUUCACGGUCUUCGCCCCCACGGAUACCGCUUUCGCUUCUCUGCUCGAACCCCAUGGCUUUAAGAUUCUCGCUCCAUUACUUCGCCCCGAAAACCGCGGGGAGCUGAAGAAGGUGUUGGCCCACCAUGUCAUCGCCGGGGACGUCUCCUCAGGCGCGAUUCUUGCCAAUGGAAAGAUGGACUUCGUUACUACGGCAGGUUGUCCAAUCUCUCUAAUGGGCUAUGGCAAGAGGAUCUCGGCUGGAUCUGCCGCUGUCGUGAAAGCAGAUAUUCCGUGUACUAAUGGCGUCAUUCAUGUCAUUUCGUCGGUGCUAGUUCCUAUGUCAUACGAAAAACCACCGACUGGCCCACCUAAGAAGAACUUUUUCAAUUCCACCGUCCUCGACCUCUACAAGAAUAGGCUUACCCCGCGCCAGGCCCUCGGCAUUGACCCUUUGCCAGAGGGUUAUGACUCUGCAGCGUUGUCCAAGUUUGAGUAGGGAUGCCUCUAACCGUAUAUUGUUAUCCUGUUGAGACUUAGGCGAAACAAGUCGUUGACCACCGAGGCUGUUCUUGUCGACAAAACAAUGCUACUGCGGGCCUGUGUUUCGUGGAAGUUUAGCGAAUCGUGCGGGCGUGCCAUGCACUGUGUGUGCCAUUUGCUUGACAUUUUGUUCUGUUUUUGUUGUCGAAGCAGAGCAUUGUAGAAUUUGAGAUUUGAAGUCUGUCUCAACCCUUAAAAGUACUUUCUCACGAA